Adineta steineri is the source of this 867-nucleotide messenger RNA. Lineage: Eukaryota; Metazoa; Rotifera; Eurotatoria; Adinetida; Adinetidae. The record is from the annotation of a GenBank genome assembly.
AUGUCAACCAAUCAUUCAAAAGCAUCUAUUCUUCAAUGUAAAAUAUGUACGAAAGAAAUUUCAUCCGAUGAGAAAUAUUUACAUGAUGGUGAAAGUGUUGUUCAUAUUCAAUGUUAUCAAUGUUCAAAUUGUCAUAUAUCACUUGCGGGAAAAUUUUAUUAUCGUUAUAAAGAUCCACGUUCAAAUGACGAAAAAAAACUUUAUUGUGAUUCAUGUUAUUAUCGUCUAGCACCUGUUUGUUUUCAAUGUUUGAAAAUCAUUGAUGAUAUUUCAUUAAUCUAUGGUGAACGUAUAUUUCAUCCUCAUUGUUUUAUUUGUGAUCAUUGUCAAGAAGCAUUUAAAGGUAAUCUAGUUUAUCCAUAUGAAAAUCAUAUUUAUUGUUUUAAAUGUUAUGAAAUUGUUCAAAAUGAUUUUCAUCCAAUUUCAUCAAUUAUUUUAACAUUAAGAUGUUCGAUAUGUAAAAAAAUUUUUCAACCAGGUGAUCUUAUUACUAAACAUGAUGUACCAUCGAAUAAUAACGAGAUUCAUUAUAUACAUAAUUCGUGUUUUUUUUGUGAAAUUUGUCAUCGAAAUUUAUCGAAUUCAAUUUAUUAUUCACCAAAUAGACAUGAUGAAAAUUUUCAAGAACUUAAAUUUCAAUGUAAAUCAUGUCAUGAUUUAUUAUCAACGAUAUGUUCUAUUUGUUUUAAACCAUCGGAUAAUUUAAUGAUUAUUUUUAAUAAUCGAUGGUAUCAUGAUGAAUGUUUUAAAUGUAAAAAUUGUAAUUAUAAAUUGAAGGAUUUAACACGGAUUAUUAUUGAACCAGAUGGAUUAUUAUGUGAACGAUGCUUGAGAUAUAUGCGUGAUCAACAGCAACAACAAAUAUAA